Molecule: messenger RNA, 1315 nt
Organism: Aedes aegypti (yellow fever mosquito)
Lineage: Eukaryota; Metazoa; Arthropoda; Insecta; Diptera; Culicidae
Exons: 3
Coding region: 166-891 (241 amino acids)
Source: RefSeq, a predicted model, not a curated record
UUUGGUUUAUUUUUUUCAUUAGAUUUGAUUUGACAACUAAAAUUUUGUUUUUGUUUGUAAAUAAUCGGACCGUGACCUGAACCGUGAUUGUUUUUUGUGAUAUUUUUUAUUUAGAUAUUUUGCAGUUUUUAGUUUGUUGUGAAUAGUUUUUGAAUAGUUUUAAACAUGGAUGAGGAAUGGUUCUGGAUGCAGCUCGAGCAAAAAUACGGCCAAGUAAGCCUGCACUUAAAGAACAUCCUUCGACUGCAGAGCUUGUGCCGCCAAUCGCUGGCGAACCUUACAGAGGAACGCAUUGGACACAUCGAGCACGACAUGAGGAGCAUGGCCGAAUGCCUGACGGAGGAAGCGAACGCAGGAGGGACACCGUUGCGUGAGAUUUAUGGUCUGCAAUUCGCCAAAAAUCCGGAGCGCUUCAGAUUUUUGGCAGGAGAAGUUAUGUGCUUGCUGGACUUAGCACAAAUUAUGCGGGACCACUCAGCUACGUCGUUCAUACGGCCUUUAAAAAAAGCUAAAGCUUGUCUUUCCCAACACCCCGAGCCUGUCGCGAACCCUUGCAUAGAUAGGUUAUUGGAUAACCUACGCCGGAAAAUAACCCUACAUAUCCGAUCCCUAACAUCUCGAAAUGACCUUAUGGAAAAAGUGCAUAAAAUGGCAGCAAAGGUGUACUUGACCAACGCCGGGCAGUAUAAGGCGACAAUAAUAUGCCCAUUUUGCGAAGCCAAACCCUCAAAAAUAACUCUGAGCAUGGACGUCACUGGAAGUUGGCACAUAUUUGGUUUUAAACGACACUACAAUACGUUCCAUUCGUCGUUACCGGACUCCAUGGCCGAACCAGUUAUCAAACGCAGCAAAAACGAUACGAAAAAGGAGUCAAAUGGCAAGAUAUGUUAACAUAUUCCUUGACAAGUUAAUUUGGUAGUUAAUUUGGUUCUCAGAAGGCGGUUGGGUGACAAAACGUCGCAUGCCAUAACGUGGAAGAGAACGGAAAAUUCUUGGAAAAAUGAUUCUCUUCCCAUAGAAUAAAUAAUGCACUUUGAGCCAGACGUUUUUCGAAGCAUAUUGAAUCGAAAUCACUGUGAAAAAAGAAAUACAAUUCUAAAUCGCUGUUGAAAAUUUACUGCUUGCAACGUUUUAUCCCCUUCGACAUCUUGGGAUUCGACGUUUUGUCUUUCGAUAUUUUGUUCCUAAACCGUGUUGAAACAGCGAUAGUGAUUCCCUAUUUAUAAAUCCUACUGCAUAAUAAUUAUUGAAAAGAUUUGGAAUUUAAAAAAAAAUCGCGUGUUUAAGGUAAAGGUGAAUCGAAGGCAAACCUCGA